Molecule: messenger RNA, 1134 nt
Organism: Vitis riparia (riverbank grape)
Lineage: Eukaryota; Viridiplantae; Streptophyta; Magnoliopsida; Vitales; Vitaceae
Exons: 4
Coding region: 122-1006 (294 amino acids)
Biological process (GO): DNA-templated transcription
Molecular function (GO): sequence-specific DNA binding
Source: RefSeq, a predicted model, not a curated record
CAAAUUACCCCUAUCUUUUCCUAUAAAUUCUUGGCUCCAUUUACAAGGUUCAUGGUGGAAGAAAAAUUGAGAGACUGCCAGAAAAAACCAUCGAAGUACGGAGCUCAUAAACAAGACAAAAAUGAAGGGAACGUUAUUUCAACCCCUCUUGAAAUACAUUCAUGAAGAUGAUGGUAGCGAAGAAGAGGAAGAAAGCAAAGAAAAAUCAGUGGCAGGAGAAGAAACUGAAGGAGGUGAAUUUGAUGACAUAACAGAGUCAGUCCAGUACAAGAACCUCCGGAAAGGAGAAACAACCAAACAAGGAGACGAUCUAUCCUUGGAGAAACAUGGGCUUUGGUUGCAAGAACAGAAGUCCAGAGUAGCAAGGCUUCAGAAACACCUCAAAUCAAGAUGGACUCUGGAGGAUCUCAUUCAGCAGCAUCUCCACAUGUACCAUGCCCACUUCAACCGGGCCUUGGUCUCAGCCCGUCUCCAAGAUGUGGCCCAACUACUCAUGCCCCAAUGGGCUCCACCUCACGAGCUCGCCUCACUAGCCUGGCUCGGCGACUGGCGGCCCUCCGCAAUUCUGGGCCUGAUCUGGGCCCGGGCCCGCACCUCACCGUCGCUGUCGGGGUCGUAUCCGGCCAUCCAGCGCCUCUUGCCGCAGCUGAUCCACGAGCUACGCAUCGAGGAGACGGUGGUGGAGGAGGAGAUGGCGGAGAUCCAAGCCACCUGUGUCCUCCACCUCCCUUUCGCUCCCAUGAACCACCGUACGGGUGGCGCCGCAUUGCGCUGCAUUCAGUCGGAGUUCAAGAAGAUCCACCAAGUGAUCGUUAAGGCCCAAAGCCUCAGGUUCAAGGCAUUGGAGAUGGUGGUGAACAAUGUAUUGAGCCAAACCGACGCGGCGGAGUUCUUGGUAGCAUUUGCCGGAAUUCAGAAGUCCAUCCACCAGUUCGCGGCGCAUCAAAGGCUCCGAAAGGGUCAACUGUCGGUGUGUGUGAAGGCGGUGGGAAAUAGUCAGAGUUGAGUGAUAGGAGAGUGUAGGUAUUACUAGGCACUGAAGUUUUGAAUUCUCAAGUUUUAAAAAGUUUCAGUAGGUGAUGACUUUGGAAUUUUAUGUGGGAACUAAUAAUAUCAGGCAUGAAUUUUUUUUUU